GAAUUUGUAACGAAGGUGUUACAAAUGGUGCUCCCAGUGGUCCCCAGACAAUAAACUAACUAGUGCUCCAGUUUGCAAUAGCUAUAUCUAAGUGUGUAUUGAAAUUGUAUCAUUGAGAACAGUAGAACGCCAUAUUCACGAGGGUUAAACAGCGAGAAAUAUGAGACACGUUAAUCAAUGAUAACAGCCAGCGGUGAGGCAACACCUCCCGAGCAAUUUAGAGAUCGAUUAUCGCACAUUCGUGCGGACUGGCGCUAACACGCGAUACAAGUGUUUGUGUGGGGGUGAAUCUUUUUCUGUACCUUUGAUCUCAUCCCUCCAUAGUGUGUGGGCCUAGUAGUUAGUCUCAGUAUCGUGACGACAGUGUCCAGGUGCGAAUGCUGCUUCGCGGGAUAACGUUCCUACAGGCAAUGACUUGGCUGCAACGUACCGCCUUUACUGGAGCCACCUUUAGCACGACCCCACAGGUUUUCGCCAACGACGUACGAUCCGAGAUGAAUAGCGUCCACACAGCCAACAUUGCCGAAGUGCACGAGAUGCCGAUGGCCGUCAUUAACCGUCCGAUUCCACCGGUGCUGGACGACGCUAAGGUCCACUCGCUGAUGAGCUCGAUACAGGAUCCAACCCAGCUGGCCACGGUUCCGCCCAUCGACGUUCUCUGGAUUGAAGGCAGCGAGGGUGGCAACUACUACUACAGUUUCGGCGGCUGCCAUCGAUUCGAGGCGUACAAACGCCUCGGCAGACCGACCAUCAUGGCCAAGCUGAUCAAAUCGUCGCUUUCGGACCUACAGCACUACCUGGGAGCCAGCUGCCCGAAGCACCUCAAGUGAAAGGGCCACACGCGCGACGCGAUCCAGGGAAGCGUUCGGAUGAUAUUCCAUUUUGAUUCAAAUGUUUUACUAUUUUUUUUAUUAUUCGCAUCUCGUCUACCAACUAAGUCAGAGUGAUAAGUGUUAAGGAAAUCGUUAAACUGCUUAGCUUUAGUGUUCGAAAAAUAUAUAACGAUGUUUUACAAUCUCCUUCGUGUAACACGA
Messenger RNA from Aedes aegypti (yellow fever mosquito), 1034 nucleotides. It is a transcript of the gene Srx, whose product is annotated as putative sulfiredoxin. Bases 378 to 830 code for a protein of 150 amino acids. Gene Ontology annotation, cellular component: cytoplasm. The transcript has 3 exons. Gene Ontology annotation, biological process: cellular response to oxidative stress. Gene Ontology annotation, molecular function: sulfiredoxin activity. The record is from RefSeq and is a predicted model, not a curated record. Lineage: Eukaryota; Metazoa; Arthropoda; Insecta; Diptera; Culicidae.